AUGUAUACGGAGUCACGGAAGUAUCUUGCUGGGCUUCUUGUCAUAAAAUCGAUUGGAACAUUUAGAGAAACUCGUGUGGAAAUUGGUGAACCGUUGUUGGGCACGAAAUUUAAUGUUAGUGAAACUGGAGAACUGCUUAUCGGUGGUUCGAGGCGAUGUUUUAUAAACGGUAAAUUAUCUGGAGCUUGGCUUCCCACUGGUGAUAUUGUCGAGCUUACAGAGCUGGGAAAAAUUUACUGGUGUGAUCGAUUCGAUGAUCAACAGAAGAUUAGUGGCAUCAACGUAAGCUUAUCGGGAUUGGCUCGAAAAGCGGAAGAAUAUGAUGACAUUCAAUCGGCUGUAGCGUUACGUCGUGAACAAUCUGUUUUACUGUUUAUAUACGUCGUAAAUAGCGCAACUGUGCAAACUGAUUUAUGCAAAAAGUUGGCAGUUGGAUUGCCAAUAAUAGUCAUUUUGGUGGAUAGUUGGCCAGUAACGCAAAAUGGAAAGGUUGAUCGCCGAAGGUUAAUGCAAAUUUUCGAGGAAAAAAAUUUGGUUUUUACGAUGGAAGAUUUGUAUAAAUUAUUUGAAAACCUCAAGAUAAUUUUAAAAAGCAAUCAAGAAAUGACGUUCAAAGAUUUGGGUUUGGAUUCAUCACGUGCGGCUGAAUUAACGCUAAAAACGGAACAUCUUUUGAAACAGCGCGAUUUCCCACUUCUGCAGUAUCUUCUUUCGGAUACCGGAACGAUUGCUGGAUUUUUGGAUGCGCUUGAUUUUAAUCAAAACUUACGACAAAGGAAUACCAUACACAUGCGAGAAAUUCGUAUAAGGCCAAUAGAAAAUUCCACUGAUGUUAAUUUAUUGUGGGAAUAUGACCUGGGGAAAUGCAUCGAUGCAGCACCUGUGGUCGAAAAUGGCUCAGUUUUUCUGGGUUCACAUUCCGGACUAUUCGUUUCGUUAUCUCUGGAUGGAACUAAAAAAUGGGAAGUUCAGCUUGAUGGGCGAAUUGAAGCAACUGCUUGUUGUCAAAGUGGUAUCAUUGCUGUAGGUUGUUAUGAUGGCUAUCUGUAUUUCCUGGAUGGGAAGAGUGGACAGUUAAUAUGGAAAUUUGCCACAGAAAAUGUCAUCAAAUCAUCACCUGUACUUAUCGAUACAGGAAAAAAGUGCUUGUUUGGUUCGCAUGAUAAAUGUCUCUAUUUGCUUGAUGUCAAGAACCAUAGGAUGCUAUGGAAAGUGGUCUGUAACGGUAGUAUUCUGUCAUCACCUAUGCUUACUGGUACAAUUGUACUGUGUGCCACUUUGCAAGGGGAAUUUCUUGGUGUCGAAUUAGACACUGGCGUUGUCUUAUGGAAAAUUCAACUGGCUGCACCUAUAUUCGCAAAUUUAUGCGUUAUAAAAGAACUUAACCGUGCACUGGUUGUGAAUGUUAAAGGACUUGUAACAUUGUGCGACACAACAAAUGGACAUAUAAUGUGUCAGUAUGAUAUUCUGGAGUGUAUUUUCGCAGCACCGGUACAAUUUCCGGAUGGUGUCAGUAAUUCUAACGUGUCGAUUAUCGUAACUCAAGCUUCUUCACUGUUCUUGCUACAGACAGAUACUCUUCAAUUGCUCUGGUACAUACGAAUUGAUGGAGUAGGGUCAUUUCCAAGACCACCGGAAAUUCUGGAUAAUGAAGGAUAUCUAUUUAUUCAGGAUUCCUCCGGUACUUUGCUAGCUAUCAAAGGAUUGCGAGAUAUGAUCAAAAAAAAUACUGUAGAUUUGGAAAUUUCCACGAUGGAAAUUGUCAAAGUUUUAAGAAUAUCCAGCGAAACUUUUGGUGGUGUGCGGAUUUUAGAAAGGGACAAAAGGGACAGUAGUAGCAGCAGUAAUAGCAAUGGUAGUAGUAGUAUCGGUAGUGAUAUUAGUAAUAGUAAAAUGGCAAUUGUCUCUUAUCGUGCUUUGAUUGGAAGUCGUGAUGAUCGUAUACGGUGCUUUUCUUUUUCAUUUUAAUCGAAGAGAGAAAGAAAAAGCAAGAAAAGUUAAAGAAUUGGAGUGGUGUAAAAGAAGAAAACAAAGAAAAUGUGGGAGGCGAGAGAGCGGCUUUUCAUUUUUGAAAUUUGAACUAAUGAAGGGGAAGGAUGAAAAGAAGAGGGAAGGAUGAAAUGAAUGAAUAGACGAAGUGAAG
Loa loa (African eye worm) is the source of this 2143-nucleotide messenger RNA. RefSeq lists its product as hypothetical. Bases 1 to 1968 code for a protein of 655 amino acids. The transcript is spliced from 10 exons. Gene Ontology annotation, biological process: amino acid activation for nonribosomal peptide biosynthetic process. The record is from RefSeq and is a predicted model, not a curated record. Gene Ontology annotation, molecular function: protein binding. Lineage: Eukaryota; Metazoa; Nematoda; Chromadorea; Rhabditida; Onchocercidae.